AUGAUGUGUCUCAACUCUAUGAUCGCCAUGCUUGUUCAAGACGAGUCAUCACAAGCCGUCUGGAUCGAGACCGUGGACUACGAGUUCUCUGCACAGCGGGCAUCUGACACUGCUAAGGCAUUCAUACUCAGUCGAAAAGACCAGCAACAAGAACCGCAAGAGUCGGGCGAAGGAGGCCUUGUCCUAGAGGCCCAUGUGAAGAACGUACUCUCUAGGAUCCAAGUUUACAGCUGUCAAGAUGUCUACGAUGUGCUGAAUGCCAUUGAAAUGUUUCGCUCAACACAACGGCGUCCUGAUCCUCCCAGAAGUCAUCGACUGUCGCCUAGACUUUUUGUGGUGGAUUCCUUGAGUGCAGUAUUGACAAAUCUACUCCGGAUGGGCGACGGUGUAGGUCAUGCGACCAUGAUGCAUCUCUCACGAGAGCUCCGACAAGUCGCAUCUGACUUUGAUCUUGUAGUUCUGGUGACAACGCUGCCUGUCCAGAUUUCAUUUUCAGAAGAGAAGGCACCGUCGAUCUUGAUGACGAGUAAUGUGAAGCCUGGCUUAGGGUCGAGCUGGAAAUACGCGACCGAUUUGCAGGUCUUUCUCUCUCGAUUUGAAAUGACUGAUGGCGGUGGCAAUGGGACUAUCAAGCCCAGUAGAGACGGCUAUUCUCGACACCCGUCAAGAAAUGAGGUGGACGUGGAUAUGAGUGCAGAGAUAUCUGCCGAUGAGACUAUGGAUGUGAACGCAGAGACACGAAUUGUAGAAGUGAUAAAGUCCAAACGUCUGACAACAGGCGAAUGGUGCCUCUUCCAGCUCAAGGACUAG
This is a messenger RNA of Linnemannia hyalina, 810 nucleotides long. The record is from the annotation of a GenBank genome assembly. Lineage: Eukaryota; Fungi; Mortierellomycota; Mortierellomycetes; Mortierellales; Mortierellaceae.